This is a messenger RNA of Brachypodium distachyon (stiff brome), 4018 nucleotides long. RefSeq lists its product as uncharacterized. The transcript has a single exon. Lineage: Eukaryota; Viridiplantae; Streptophyta; Magnoliopsida; Poales; Poaceae. The coding region runs from base 2565 to 3773 and encodes 402 amino acids. The record is from RefSeq and is a predicted model, not a curated record.
AAUGGCCCAGUAAAUAACAAACAGUACUCUUCAGGGCCCAGUCGUGGUCCAGUGUUAUUAUAGUACGGCGUGAGAUUCUAGAAUCUCGACACGGGCAGCCCAAGCUGGUGACCAUUCGCCGUGGUCCAUGGAGCACGUCUGCUUGGUUUUUCUCAAAAAUAAAAAAGAGACGUCUGCUUGGUGACGCUCGUCGAAAAGAACAGAAAAAGGCAAGCUGCGAACGGCGAUCCGACGAACGCCACGACGAGCCGGCAAAAAGACGGCCUCGGAAUCGAUACCAUGAGUGCAGUAGCAGGCUAGCAGUUCAUGGCUCGUGAUCGUGAGGCGUAGUUUAGCCGACAGAGCUGGAAAGGAAAGGAAAGGAAUUAGUGAGUUGUAGUAGCGGCGAGUGGUUGCCCACACGGUCGAGUACUACACUGCUCUCAGUCCACUUUAGGCGUCAACUUUUCGGCAAACAUCAUUUCCGUUUCUAGAUUCAGUACGGGAGCCGCUAAUGAGAAAAGGCAGUGCAAUAAUCAUCUUCACAAUUCGCUCGAGUAGAGUACGUGCGAUGGGUUCUGAUAGAAAUGAGGGGUGCAUGGCAGCUGGCAAAGGCGACGGGUUUCGGCGUUUAGAACAUGUCCUCGUGCCCGGAUUUAUUAGCCCUACAGCGUCCACGUCCCCCUGUUUGUAAUCCACAUCGCUUACCAAUAAGAACCUAAAUUGCAGUUCCAACAGUCAGCGCGGAACACAUCGCAGCCUCGGCACGUACGUACGAUCAUGUUUGGAAUUUACCCUGCACGGCGAGAAGAACAAUCCCGAUCGCCCGUCCCCAUCAAAAUCACAAUCCCCAAUUCGAUCGGUAGAUUCGGGCAGAUGCCAUUUCCGGACCCAACCUGCCCCCUGACCAACGAGUAAUAAAUACUCUAAAAAAGAAUGGCCGCCCGUCUGAUCCGAAACACGAGCACGAGGAAGAAGCAAGAGGCUUUUAAUUAGGGAAGUGCCGUGCACCACGCAAAGACAAAAGCAGGAGUUACACAAAUCGGACGACAAACCACCGACCCGGACGACGAGACGAGCAGCAGGCGAGGCGAGUGAUAUCACUGACAUGGCACCCACUCACGCGCCAAAAAACAAAACCCGGAAGGAUAAUCCGAUCGUCGGACGGAUCACCUCGCACCUACCAGUGAGUCAUCACCAACCAGCAACGAGGUCGAAAUAAGUCGAGACUUCUUUCCCGAAAAGGCUCAAAUUCAAACCCUUCGCGCUCGAUCGAUAUCGCGUCGGCGCUGGUCCAGCUUCAGAACGCGUCGAACCCAUGCGCCGGUUGAAUGGUAAAGAAGAAGAAGUUGGUGGUACUCCAGCUGAGAAGGACGUCGCGGUUGUUGGACUCUGUAAAAGCUUUGGCCGAUUCCGGGGGCUUUCCGGUCGCCGGUGGACGUCGGUCGGUUGCUUGGACUGCGCACAAGUACAGUUCCUUGCUGAUGACCCCGACGUCUCCUGGUUUGAGUGCGGAGUUCUCCCGUGGAGAAAGAGGAAAGACGUGCUAGUACGGGUGCCCUGUUGCUGCGACGGGGACAAGUCAAAGUGCCUUCCGCUAGCGACACAUCAUCGUUCCUCGCAAAAACUUGCCCGCUGUCCCGAAUUCAAUCUCCGGAGAUGUUUGUUCGCGUGAUCGCGCCCUGGUUAAGUUCGAACACACGAGACCGCGCUACCAGCGCGUCGUGGCCCAUCUUCCAUACCAUGCGUUGCCGAAGGCUUGUUAAUGCACCACUACGGCUGCUGCAGCUGCUGCUGCUACUGGAUUGGGAAGUCUAGCACUGCUAGCAACAAACACUCCUGAGUUCAAUAAAAAAAAACGAACAUUCCUUGAUCCAAGCCAGUUUUUGAACCGCCAAACCAAGGUUUUCUUUCACAUUCCGUCGCUCGAUUCGAUGCGGAUAAUCGCACGCACGCAGCUGCAGCCAGCCAGAAUCAGGCCGUCGCAUCGCAAGUGGGCAACAACACCACUGUUGCUGCUGCCGCCGCUGAGACGACGUGAGAUUCUAAGCAGGAAGAAGCAAUGAUUCCGUCCACUUCAUUCGGCCGUCCGGCGCCUGACGCGGCCCGGAACUCCCAAACACCACGAUGCGGAGUACUAUCCAACCGAAAACGCGCGAGUUAAUACGCAAACAACGCGCGGCGCCUGCCUACCCGUGACCCGAAACGCUCCUUUCUCCUUCCUCCCUCCCUCGCUUUGCUUCCACCACGGCUCCAUAAUAAAAGCGUUCCCCUUUUUCCGCCCCCGCCCGUUCCCCCCCCGUCGCAGGCACCCCAGAUCUCGCCCACACACCCCCAGCUUCUUGUACUUCCUACUUCCUUCAAUUCCCCACUUCUCCCCUCACCGACGAUCAACUGGCCGCCCCAAUCCGUGUUUGUUCGGCGCUCCCAAUCUCUCCCAGCUGCCGGGCGGUGGCCACAUUGACCUGCUCCGUCCCCUUCCCGCGUUGAGCGCUUCUGCGUUGGAUUGUUGGGGGGAUUACGAUCGAUAGCGGUGCCAAGUUCGUGGUUGUUUUGGCUGCGGUUUGGAUCGUGGCGCGCUGCGGAUGGGCUGCACGGGGUCGAGGCACGCGCUGCGGGGCGGGGUCAAGGGCGGCGGCGGCCGGUCGUACCGGCGGAGCGCCUCCGGACCGGCCGCCGUGCACCACCACACCGUCGCCCUCAGGUCCUCCACGCUGGGCUCGCUCAGCCUCGACCGGGACGAGGAGAUGAUCAAGUGGCGCGCCGCCGCCGACGGCGGCCGUGGCGCCGCGGCGGCGAAGGCCACGCCGCUGCCGCUCCCUCUGCCGCCGCCGCCGGCCCCGCAGCAGCAGCCGGCGAGACGUCAAAGGCAGGUGAUUGGCACGCCGACCAAGACGCCGGUCCGCGAGCCCGAGGUGAUCAACGUGUGGGAGCUCAUGGCGGGCCUCGACGACAAGGAGCAGCGCGACGGCGCCGAAGAGCACGAAGACGACCGGCACCGGGAACGGUCGCAGUCGCAGCCGGGAUCCCCGGAUUUCGACCCGGAGAUCAUCUCCGCGUUCCGGAAAGCGCUGGGCGAGGAAGUGUCCCCGCCACGAGACAAGGGCGAAGACGACGAAUGCGUGAUCAUCAGGAAGCGCGAGAUACAGAGGUUCCCGGGCAUCGUGCGCGCGCGUGUCAGCGCGUUCCAGCAGAGGAUCGACGCCAAGCUCGCCAAGAUGGCGCGCGCCACGCCGGUGCCCGCGCCGGCACCGGCGCCUCCGGAGCCGCAGCAGCUGCUGCCUCCGCCGCCGCCGGACAGCCAGCGGAAGGUGGUGCUGUACCUGACGAGCCUGCGCGGCAUCCGCAAGACGUUCGAGGACUGCUGGGCCGCCAAGUGCAUCCUGCAGGGCUACGGCGUGCGUGUCGACGAGCGCGACCUGUCGCUGCACGGCGGGUUCAAGGACGAGCUCCACGCCUCGCUCGGCGCCAAGGCGGGCAGGCUCCCGCAGGUGUUCGUCGACGGGAAGCACCUGGGCGGCGCCGACGACAUCCGCCGCCUGCACGAGGCCGGGGAGCUCUCCAGGGCGCUGGAGUGCUGCGACACGUCGCCGUCGGUCGGCGUCGCCGGGUGCGGCGGAGGCAAGGGCGGCGUCGCGCUGGAGGCGUGCUCCGGGUGCGGCGGCGUCCGGUUCGUCCCGUGCGAGGAGUGCUCCGGCAGCUGCAAGGUGUUCCUCGAGGAGCUCGACAGCUUCCGGCGAUGCCCCGAGUGCAACGAGAACGGGCUAGUGCGCUGCCCUCUCUGCUGCUUGUAACGGGAUUGGGACUUACUUCCGUAGUGUGGUUCUUUUGGAAUUUCUGAUGAGUGACCUUGUUAGUUCGGAUGAUUUGUUGUACAGAGAAGUGGAGUACACUUCUGUAGUUCUACUACGUUUUAGGACUGAUCAAGUAACAUGUUCCUGUAAUGUUCUUACUAGUAUUUCCCAGUGGGAUUGGAAUUGGAAGUGUAAGAGCAGAAACGACUGCAAUUUGAUGGACAAGGAUAGUUCUGAAUCCGUAA